AUGAAUUCUGAUUCGAGCUCUGUCUCCAGCAGAGCGUCAUCUCCGGACAUGGAUGAGAUGUACCUAAGAGACCACCACCACCGCCACCAUCACCACCACCAGGAGAGCCGUCUCAACUCGGUCUCAUCCACACAGGGCGAUAUGGUGCAGAAGAUGCCUGGGGAAAGCCUCUCGCGAGCAGGCGCCAAGGCGGCCGGAGAAAGCAGCAAGUACAAAAUCAAGAAGCAGCUGUCGGAGCAGGACCUUCAGCAGUUGCGCCUGAAGAUCAACGGACGCGAGCGCAAGAGGAUGCACGACCUGAAUCUGGCCAUGGACGGCCUGCGAGAGGUCAUGCCCUACGCGCACGGGCCCUCCGUGCGCAAACUCUCCAAGAUUGCCACUCUGCUGCUAGCCAGAAACUACAUCCUCAUGCUCACCAGCUCCCUGGAGGAGAUGAAGAGGUUGGUCGGCGAGAUCUACGGGGGUCACCACUCGGCCUUCCACUGUGGGACUGUGGGGCACUCGGCCGGCCACCCGGCGCACGCAGCGAACGCCGUGCACCCGGUGCACCCCAUCCUGGGCGGUGCGCUCUCGUCCAGCAAUGCCACGUCCCCGCUCUCCGCGGCCUCCCUGCCUGCCAUUGGCACCAUCCGACCUCCCCACUCGCUGCUCAAGGCGCCCUCCACGCCGCCCGCGCUGCAGCUGGGCAGUGGCUUCCAGCACUGGGCGGGGCUGCCCUGCCCCUGCACCAUCUGCCAGAUGCCACCGCCGCCGCACCUGUCCGCCCUCUCCACGGCCAACAUGGCCCGGCUGUCCGCCGAGUCCAAGGACUUGCUCAAGUGA
This is a messenger RNA of Peromyscus eremicus (cactus mouse), 822 nucleotides long. RefSeq names its product oligodendrocyte transcription factor 3 (gene Olig3). The record is from RefSeq and is a predicted model, not a curated record. Gene Ontology annotation, molecular function: protein dimerization activity. Lineage: Eukaryota; Metazoa; Chordata; Mammalia; Rodentia; Cricetidae. The transcript has a single exon. Bases 1 to 822 code for a protein of 273 amino acids.